Messenger RNA from Corythoichthys intestinalis (scribbled pipefish), 1861 nucleotides. RefSeq lists its product as uncharacterized. Lineage: Eukaryota; Metazoa; Chordata; Actinopteri; Syngnathiformes; Syngnathidae. Gene Ontology annotation, molecular function: nucleic acid binding. The transcript has 2 exons. The record is from RefSeq and is a predicted model, not a curated record. The coding region runs from base 471 to 1448 and encodes 325 amino acids. Gene Ontology annotation, biological process: DNA integration.
AGAACAACUCUGAGGUUUCCUGUCGUGGCUGGCACAACUGCAACAAACAUUUAACUGAAAAGUCACUGCAACUAGCCAAGACCACGAUCAUUCGCACCGUUCAAAGAGAGGUCUUCGCAGAAGAUAUUGGAUGCAUUGAAAAAGGCACAGCUUUAAAAAACUCAAGUCCACUCAGCAAACUGAAUCCAUUUGUUGACACGCAAGGGCUCCUUAAAGUUGGAGGCCGACUAAAGAAAGCACAGUUGUCUGCAGAAGAAACCAAUCCCAUACUCGUCCCUGGAAAGCAUCAUCUUGCUCAGCUCAUAAUAAGACACUUUCACGAAAAAUUAUGUCACCAGGGAAGGCAUUUCACGGAGGGAGCAGUCAGAGCAGGGGGCUUUUGGAUUGUGGGAGGAAAAAGAGCAGUAAGCAGUGUGAUUUUCAAGUGCAUCACAUGCCGCAAAUUAAGGGGCAGGCAACCUGAACAGAUAAUGGCUGAACUUCCUGAGGACAGGCUGUCCACGGACCCUCCUUUCACAAAUGUAGGCCUUGAUGUGUUCGGUCCCUGGUCCGUUACAGUGAGAAAAACGCGUGGUGCUAAUGCAGAUGCUAAAAGAUGGGCAGUCAUAUUCACCUGCAUGAGUACACGUGCAAUUCAUAUUGAAGUGAUUGAGUCAAUGGACACAUCGUCAUUCAUUAAUGCACUGCGUCGUUUCUUUGCCAUCCGAGGUGGUGCCAAACUCUUGAGAUCUGAUUGUGGGACAAAUUUUGUGAGUGCCUGCAAAGAGCUCCAAAUAGACAAACUAGGCUGUCACAAUGACAAAAUAGGCACAUUCUUGAAAGACAGUGCGUGCAAAUGGCAGUUUAAUCCUCCACAUGCAUCCCAUAUGGCUGGUUCCUGGGAACGCAUGAUCGGCGUCACCCGAAAAAUCCUCAAUGCAAUGCUCCUUGAACAUCCAUAUGGGAAGCUCACACAUGAAGUACUCGUAACAUUGUUAGCUGAAGUUACCGCAAUUGUAAAUGCCCGUCCGCUAACAGCCGUUUCUACAGAUCCCGAAAACCCAGUCAUUCUUACUCCUGCGAUGCUACUCACGCAAAAGGUUGGCACACCACCGAUUCCACCAGGGCAGUUUCAGACCAGUGACCUAUUCAAAGCCCAAUGGAAGCGCGUGCAGUACUUAGCUAAUGUUUUCUGGAGUCGUUGGCAGAAAGAAUACAUCGCAGGCUUGCAGGUUCGUCGCAAGUGGAAAAUAAAAAAGCCGAACCUUCAAAUGGGCGACGUUGUUUUAAUGAGGGAGUCUCUGGAACAUAGGAAUAAUUGGCCACUCGGACUGAUCACAAAAUCUUUCCCAAGUGAGGACGGUAAUGUCAGAAAAGUUGAGGUUAAGAUUUGCCGAAACGGCGAGAAUAGGUUUUACAUUCGCCCAAUUCGUGAAGUUGUGCUUUUGCUGUCUAAGGGUAGCAUGUAAAACGAGUUGUUGUUGUGUAUCGUUCAUUAGUUAAGAGCUGACAUCUUGCAGAUGUCAGGCGGGGAGUGUUAUGUCCUCUGGUCUUAUGUUGACUACUUUUUGGGUUUAAUUUCUUUCUAAGAUUGUACAUUGUUCAUCCGUCCACAGGAUGUCGCUAUUCUAACUCAGAAUCUUAAGUUUUUCUUUGGUAUUGCUGUUUGCGCUCGGCUUCCCCUAGUGGCGACUUGCUGUAAGCAGCAGGCAGAAAGAACUUUUUAUUUCAGUUGGAAAAGAGGCCUUGAGGUGUUAAGACGUUACACACCUCCUCUGCACCAUACAUCGUUGGGAACCCUUGACAAAACAAAAUCUUUUUACCACACACACACACGCACACACGUUGACACAAAGAAAUAAAUGAGAGGAAGGAGUUCGGG